Molecule: messenger RNA, 997 nt
Organism: Danio rerio (zebrafish)
Lineage: Eukaryota; Metazoa; Chordata; Actinopteri; Cypriniformes; Danionidae
Gene: coa7
Product: cytochrome c oxidase assembly factor 7
Cellular component (GO): mitochondrial intermembrane space
Source: RefSeq, marked provisional
AAGCCCGGUAGUCCCAUUAAGCGAAGUAGGAAGCUUGAAGCACGUUCUGAUGUAAGUGCUUCACAAAAAUAAACAUCUGUAACCGCUUGUCAACUCUGAACUAAACGAAUCUCUUAUGCUUUGUACGGACGCGUUGUUAUUCAUCUAUUAAAAAAAACUUCGCAAGUUCUUGUACAGCCAAUACCAGUGACCAAGGUCAAAAGUGUCUUUCCUCGAGACCUUCAGCCGGAGUGCGUCAGGUGUCAAAGUAUCCGUAAAACUGAACACAUGGCCGGCUUAAUCAACUUCGAGGACGAGCAGGAGGUGAAGCAGUUCCUGGAUAAUUUAGGAGUGGAGUACAGCUACCAGUGUUACCGGGAGAAAGACCCUGAAGGGUGUCACAGACUGGCGGAUUACUUGGAGGGAGUGAAGAAGAACUACGAGUCCACCGCUCAGGUCCUCCAGCACAACUGUGAGGUGAACGCACACGCGCAGAGCUGCUAUAAACUUGGGGCUUAUCAUGUCACCGGCAAAGGCGGCAUGAAGAAAUGCUUAAAGACGGCAUACUCCUGUUUUCUGAAGUCGUGCAACACUCAAGGGAAGAAGUCUGUGGAUGCUUGUCAUAAUGUGGGUCUGCUGGCUCAGGACGGGCGGGCACUGGAGACCGGUCCUGACACCACUGUGGCCCGGCAGUAUUUCGAGAAGGCUUGUGAAGGAGGCUUCGCUCCCAGCUGUUUCAACCUGAGCACACUGUACAUCCAGGGCUUUCCAGGGCUGGACAAAAGCAUGCCGUUGGCGCUGAAAUAUGCACUGAAAGCCUGUGAUCUGGGACAUGUGUGGGGCUGCGCCAACGCCAGUCGCAUGUACAAACUGGGCGACGGGACAGAUAAAGACGAGCAGAGGGCAGAGGAGCUGAAGAACAGGGCGAAAGACCUGCACGGGCAGGAGAAAGAGAGACAGCUCAAAUUUGGGGAGUGAGAUUGUGACCAUCUGUUUUCAUAUCGCUGAUUUAAAAAAA